This is a messenger RNA of Thermothelomyces thermophilus ATCC 42464, 952 nucleotides long. RefSeq lists its product as uncharacterized. NCBI's taxonomy places the organism in Eukaryota, Fungi, Ascomycota, Sordariomycetes, Sordariales, Chaetomiaceae. The transcript has 4 exons. The record is from RefSeq and is a predicted model, not a curated record. Gene Ontology annotation, biological process: mitochondrial respiratory chain complex I assembly. Bases 130 to 726 code for a protein of 198 amino acids.
CUCCAAUUCGAGCCGUGAAUUAACCGUCAGUCGUCAAAUCGAACUCAGCUUGGUCCUCUACUCGCGCAGCUCAGUGUCUUGCCCCCCCCCCUCGCCCUUCACUGCUGCUACCACCACCAGCCGGCAACAAUGGCGCCGACCGGGGACGACGGUUACCAUCCCAAGGAUGCCAUUCAUGAAAGCAUCAACCAGGGCUUGAUGUUUGGCGGCGCCGGCCUUCUCUUCGCUGCCGUGAAGAACUCGCUCGCGAAGAACAACAUCGGCCCGUGGACCACGUUCACCAGGAAUGGCGGCAUCAUCGCGAGCUUCGCUGCCGCCGGCGCCGCCUUCGAGUUCACCCGUUGCGCCUCUGCCAAUCUGCGCGAAAAGGACGACUACUGGAACCACGCGGUCGGUGGCUUCUUUGCGGGCGCCGCCGUGGGCGUCAGAACCGGUCGUAUGCCCCGUGUUCUCGGCUACGGCGCCCUCGCAUCCGUCGCCCUGGCUGCAUUCGAGUAUACAGGCGGUACUCUGAAAGGAUACUUGAAUCGCCAUGACGAGGACGAGUAUGAACGAAAGGAGAUGAUCCGCAAGAACAGGAGGAGGCCAAUCGAGGAGACGCUGGCUGAGAUCGGAGAAGGCAGAGGUAUCAAGCCUCCGGGGUACGAGGAGCGGAGGCGAGAGAGGAUCAAGGAGAAGUAUGGCAUCGAGAUCCAGACGGUCAGCGCGGACCCCGAUGCUGCGUGAGCGGACGCGGGGGUGGCCUGAUGCGGGCUGUGUACAGUACAUAUAGCACAAGAGAGACUGGUGCUAGCCACCUUAGGGAAUGGGAAGCUGUGCCAUACACGUGGGUUGUUGCCGGAGUGCUCUGUUUCGAGCCACCCUUCCCCCCCCGCGUGUGCAAAGGUAUGAGUCGAGUUCCCUCAUCACAACAACCUUCCAAUUUCCCACAAUAUGAUGACAUUUUCAAGAG